Messenger RNA from Exserohilum turcica Et28A, 1209 nucleotides. RefSeq lists its product as uncharacterized. The coding region runs from base 410 to 1009 and encodes 199 amino acids. The record is from RefSeq and is a predicted model, not a curated record. NCBI's taxonomy places the organism in Eukaryota, Fungi, Ascomycota, Dothideomycetes, Pleosporales, Pleosporaceae. The transcript has 2 exons.
CCUGACUCGCCUUUUGUCUCUGCUUCUCCCCCAUCUCAGUCUCUGGGCCCGCAGACCAGAAACCUUAAACCUGAAUCACUUCGCCCAUCGCCUGUUUUAACCUUUUGGUAGCGUUGCAGCAAGGGCCCGGCUAGAACAAACCAUUGCAAUCGCAUCGCCGGAGCUCCCCGCAUUCCACAAGUCGAGGCUCUUAGCUACUUUCCUGGGCACAAAGACCGCACGGAACGGGGGCUUGCUUCCUGUUUUCCUUUUUGGCUACCCCGCAAAGACAGGCCCUGAGAGCAGCAGACUCGCCCGCCAGAGAAACUUGGACAAAGCUGCUUUUCUAUACACAUCAAGAUAUUUUACGCAUACACGAUUAAUCGACGGGACGAUAAGAGAGAUAGAAAGAAAGAAAGAAAGAGAAAUCAUGGCGCCUAUCCACAAGACACCCAGCGAAGAAGAAAUCGCAAGUACCCUCGGCAACCUGCAACUGUCGCCCUCACACCCGGAGAAGCCGCUGCAGAAACCAAAGAGCAAGCCCGUAGCCGACAGCUGGGACGACGAGGCCCUGAGCGGGUCCGACACGGAAACCGAAGACGCAGCAGCAGUCGAUACCGCCGCGGUCAAAAAGUCGAAAAAGAGCGACAAAGGCUCGCCGCAGGAUUCGCUCUCGCCACUGUCUACCACGUCGUCGCGCGACGUGCCGCCAAAUCCUCCGCCGCCGACGCCGGCGUCGCCCACGCAGUUCGAGUACCCGGAUAACGUCAUGUAUAGUCUGGGUAGCGAGGGCCCCAAGAGCCGCGGCCCGGCCAACUUGGACAAGCGGCCUGAGAAGACGACGGCCGUGGCCGGGCGCAUGAUUGCUGGGGCGUUGGGCGUCAGGGCGCCCAAGAGGACCGACGAGGAGCGCGAGUAUGAUCGGGCCAUGCGGGAGAAGGAGAGGAGGAGACGGGCCGAAGAGAAGGAGAGGGAGAAGAAGGAAGAGGAUGCGAGAGAGGCGAGGAAGAAGGCUGUGUGGGAUGAUUAAGUCUAGUAGUCGUAGUAGUCUGAAGCCUCGCCUUGGUACUGUAUAUAUAAAUUCCGAAAGUGUACAAAUUAGCUUUUUUGUUUGCGGACAGCAUCUUCCAUGUCCAAUGGAAUAUGCUCGGGACAGGAUUGCACAUCUGUCUCCAUGGAUCCACGCAAGUCAGUAGUACACUGCUAUCAAAGUCUCUUUCUCCAAAAUCC